Triticum turgidum subsp. durum (durum wheat) is the source of this 2235-nucleotide messenger RNA. The record is from the annotation of a GenBank genome assembly. Lineage: Eukaryota; Viridiplantae; Streptophyta; Magnoliopsida; Poales; Poaceae.
AUGCGGAAUCUCUUCAUAGCAAGUUUAUGCGUCGAGGAUGCAUCGUCGCCGGCGCCCAGGAUGUCUGGCUUUUCGACAGCAACCAUCUGUGCUCUCCUCCUCAUCUUCUUCCACCUCCCUGCUCCUGCCGUCUCCCUGUCCUUCAACUACUCCACCUUGAGCUCAGCGGACCAGAACGACAUCAAGAUCGAAGGCGACGCGUCGUUCAGCGUCGGAUGGAUCGACAUCAGCGCCAACAGGUUCGGUAAUAUCGACUACAGCAAUGGCCGGGCGUCGUACAAUGCCAGGCCGAUGCUGCUCUGGGACAAGGCGACCGGCAAGGUGGCCAGCUUCACCACGCGGUUCUCGUUCGCCAUCUCCGGCGACAUCAACAGCAAGGGGCAAGGGAUGGCCUUUUUCCUUGCCGCCUACCCGUCUAGCCUCCCGGCCCGCUGCAUCGAUUACAACCUCGCCCUCACCAACCAGAGCGCCGAUGCCGUGGCGACCGGGGACAGCCGGUUCGUGGCGGUGGAGUUUGACACCUACAACAAUACGGUGGUGUCCGAUCCCCGCGAGACCUAUGACCACAUCGGCAUCGACGUCAACUCCCUCCGGUCGGUGAGCACGCUGACCCUGCCGAGCUUCGAGCUGACGGACAACCUGACCGCUAUGGUCGAGUACGACAAUGUUAGCAGCAUCUUGGCGGUGACGGUAUGGGUCGGUGAUGAUAGAUCUGGCCAAGCGAGGGACCGGAAUUACAGCCUUAGCUCCAAGGUUGACCUCAAGAGCGCACUGCCGGAGCAGGUCUCCGUUGGCUUCUCCGCGUCCACAUCCAACGCCAUCGAACUGCAUCAGCUACGCUCUUGGUCCUUCAGCUCUUCAUUGGAACCGCCGCCGCAGUCACCACCACCAGUAGCAACAUCCUCCCCGUCAAGGCCGGGCCCUGGAGUUAUAGCUGGGGCAGCUGCUGGUGCAACAUUGUUCCUCGUGCUCCUCUUUGCUGCCACAGCAGCACUCGUAGUGCGGCGCCGCCGUCGUCGUCGGAAAAUCAUGGAGACGGAGGAGUACUACACAGACUCGGAAGGCGAAGGUGACCCGAUGACAGAGAUCGAGAUGGGGACAGGGCCAAGGCGAUUCCCGUACCAAGAGCUUGUGGAAGCGACGAGGAACUUCGCCGCUGAGGAGAAGCUUGGGCAAGGUGGCUUCGGUGCCGUAUACCGAGGCUACCUGAGAGAGCCACCUGGGCUUGCCGUGGCCAUUAAGAGGUUCUCCAAGCAUGAGUCCUCGCUGCAAGGAAAGAGGGAGUACAAGUCGGAGAUCAAGGUGAUAAGCAGGCUGCGCCACCGGAACCUAGUGCAGCUCCUCGGCUGGUGCCAUGGACGAGAGGAGCUCUUGCUGGUCUACGAGCUCAUGCCCAACCGCAGCCUUGACAUCCAUCUCCAUGGCAAGCAUGGCACUUUCCUAACAUGGCCGAUGAGGAUGAAGAUAUUGCUGGAGCUUGGAUCCGCGCUGCUCUACCUCCACGAGGAGUGGGAGCAAUGCGUGCUGCACCGCGACAUCAAGCCCAGCAACGUGAUGCUGGACGAGUCCUUCAGAGCCAAGCUCGGGGACUUCGGGCUCGCGAGGCUCGUCGACCACGCCGCCGGGACGCAGACGAUGACUGCAGUCUCAGGGACUCCGGGCUACCUAGACCCCCAGUGCAUCGUCACCGGCAGGGCCAGCACCGAGUCCGACGUGUACAGCUUCGGCGUGGUGCUGCUUGAGGUGGCGUGCGGCAGGAAGCCGAUGAGCAUGAUCCCGUCAGAUGAGGACCAGCAGCGCAAGAACGGCGGCGUCUUCCGGCUGGUCGAGUGGGCCUGGGGCUUGUACGGCGAGGGAGCCAUCCUCGAGGCAGCCGAUGAGCGGCUCAACGGAGACCACGACGCGGCGGAAGUGGAGAGGGUGAUGGUCGUCGGUCUCUGGUGCACACACCCGGACACGACCGCUCGGCCGACCGUCCGGGAAGCCAUGGCCACGCUCCACAACUGCAGCCAGCUGCCGGUGCUCCCCUCCAAGAUGCCGGUGCCGACAUACGCACCACCGCCGCUCACCUUGGGCGACGAAGUUGGGCUGUCGACGUCGCUGACGUCGUCCAGCUCCAGCGUGCCGCCACCAACCUCUGGUGCAACAACGACCAUUUCCUCUGACGCUAGCACCUCGACGGCCAGUUCAAACAAGGCCUCUUCUUCCCUACUGAAACAUCAGUACCAGUGCUAG